Molecule: messenger RNA, 1142 nt
Organism: Neurospora crassa OR74A
Lineage: Eukaryota; Fungi; Ascomycota; Sordariomycetes; Sordariales; Sordariaceae
Exons: 1
Coding region: 307-1140 (277 amino acids)
Source: RefSeq, a predicted model, not a curated record
UUGGGAUGAUGGUAGGUAGGCUAGAGCAGGAUACAAAGCCUAAAGCCAGCCAAUAUCAGGAGAUUGUAAGAGGGGGAACGGCAAGUAAUAUCUCUGUGGUAAAGUGCCCCUCGCAGAAUUAAUCAGUGCCCUCCAUUUAUCCACAGCAGGCCUACUCAUGAAACGGGGUCGAGGAUGAAGACUCGGCAGAAGCUAUCGGCUCCUGGAAGUGAGUACUUAAGCACUCAGCCGAGCAUCGUGAACCAAAGUUGUCCAUGGCCGAAACAGCUACUCUAAUCACAGCCAAGCACCUACCUUCACAUCACGAUGCUGUCCAGAUCUGCCAAAGACACGGUCUGGUUCACCGUUGUCUGCUUCCUUGCACUCAUUACUUCUGUUUUCGCGAAAUGUACCCGGGAGGGACUGCUAGCAGCAGCCAACAGUUAUGUAGACGCCUUCUCCGCCGGCAGACUUGACGGCCUCCAACUCACCUUGAGCAACUUUGCCUACCAGGAAAACAACAAGGCAGCCGACAUCAAGCGCGGCAUCCUCAGCCAGUCGCACAACAUCAGCCUCAACCGAUCAACGGCCGACACCAUUGCCUGCGCCAGCUACACCAUGAUCAUCUCAUUGGCGAGCGGUUCCAACUCCAAGCCCUAUGUCACGGCAACCCAGAUCCGUCAUCCAGCCGAUGGAGACACAUCAACCAUCUCAUCUAUCGACACCAUCGCUGCCACGACGGGGUCCUUGUUCUUCAACGCCCAAAAGACGUUCGGGUACAUCCAGAAGGAGAACUGGGGCGUCAUUGAGACGGCGGCGAAUCGGCCAAGUCGAGAACUGUUGAGAAAGGUCGGGGAUGCUUAUCUCGACAUGUGGACGGAUGCAAAGGCGGCUGAUAGUAUUCCAUGGGGGGCCGACUGUGAACGCGUUGAAGGAUCGCAGUAUACCAGACCGUGUGGUGUUCAGUUACCGAGAGGAGGCAGUUCAAAGCGCAACGGAAAUCGGCGAUAUGUCAUCGAUGAGGUGAUGGGUUCGGUUGACGUGCUGUGCUCGUUUGAUGCGCUGGGGAAUAUGCCGGAUAGCCAUGAGAUCCGGGUCGAGGGCGGUGAGGUCAAGUAUGUCCAUACGAUUACGGUAAUUUCAGAGCGUCGUGUAGUGUGAUG